ACGCUACCGAGGCUCAACCUGGCUCAACCCAUGUCUCGAGAUAUCCAUGCAUCAUAAAUACCUGCCCAUCUUCUUCCCUCCUCUCUUAUCUUCAUUCCCCAGAUCGUGGGUGGGUGCCAGACAAAAUGGACGCAAUCACCACAGCCCAAAAGCUCAGUCAAGACAUCCUCCAAAAACUCCAUCCAUCUGCUCAACGAAUUUUGCUGUCGUCGACAACACGCAAUGUUCUAGCCGUCGUCCUUGCCCUGUAUCUCCUCAAAACUUUCAACCGUGCCCUGUCUCGCUCUGUGCUCAACAACUGGACCUCAGACAAAUACGACUGGUCCCGGGAAAUCGUCCUCGUGACGGGAGGAUGUAGUGGAAUCGGACAAAGCCUUGCACAUCAACUGGCGAAUCGAGGCGUAAAGGUGAUUGUUGCUGAUAUCCAGGAACCUACUACCCCUCUCCCAAAAAACGUCUACUUCUAUAAAUGCGACGUCACAUCAACAACCAGCAUCCAACAAGCCGGUGCCCAAAUCCGUGCUGACCACGGCGAUCCAACAGUCCUCAUCAACAAUGCUGGUGUGGGUAAAGAAGGCUCAAUUCUCGAAAAACCUGAAUCCGUGGUUCGACUCGUCUUCGAAGUCAAUACUUUGGCUCACUGGUGGACCGUCCGCGAGUUUCUGCCUGCCAUGAUAAAGCGUAAUCAUGGCCAUGUAGUUACCAUUGCGAGCGCGGGCAGCUUUUUAGGUGUGGGCGAGAUGGUGGAUUAUAGUUGUAGUAAAGCGAGUGCGUUGGCGUUUCAUGAAGGAUUGACGCAGGAGAUUCGGUUUUGGUAUAAAGCCAAGAAAAUUCGGACUAGUAUCAUCCAUCCAUUCUGGGUCAAAACACCCCUGACCAAACCCAUCACCGACUCCGGCGCGGAACUCAAACAGCCCAUGCUCGAUGUCGAAGAUGUCGCGGGAAUCAUUGUCGAGCACGUGCUGAGUGGGAACAGUGGACAGAUCAGUAUCCCCGAUCGUGUUGGUGUAGGUGCUAUGAUUCGUGGGUUUCCGAAUUGGUUGCAGGAAUGGAUUCGAUCUCUUGUGUCGUCGGAUUUGAAGAGGGUUAGGGAUUUGGUUGAUGCGAAGGAUGGUAUUUGA
Talaromyces stipitatus ATCC 10500 is the source of this 1121-nucleotide messenger RNA. Its product is annotated as short-chain dehydrogenase/reductase 2, putative. The record is from RefSeq and is a predicted model, not a curated record. NCBI's taxonomy places the organism in Eukaryota, Fungi, Ascomycota, Eurotiomycetes, Eurotiales, Trichocomaceae. The transcript is spliced from 3 exons. Bases 126 to 1121 code for a protein of 331 amino acids. Gene Ontology annotation, molecular function: oxidoreductase activity, acting on the CH-OH group of donors, NAD or NADP as acceptor.